AUGAGAAGUUGUAUCACUGAUGUCAUUGCCUUACUCUUAGAUCUUGUUGAGGAUAGGGAUUUGAUGAUUCCUAUCAAUGUACGAAAGCAUCUGGGAGAAAAGCUAAGACCAGUAUUCGCGAUUAUUCAUCACUUGGAAGGUGUUUUGGAAUCUUCAGGCAUUCCAAAACAAGGGGGAGAUAGUGUAAAUCCAAUUGAUGUGAAGCCAAAACCUACUGUUAAGCUUGUGCCUGUUGUUAAAAGCAAAAGUGGCCUAAAGGGUAAAGACAAACUUUUCUUUGAUGAUCCCAUCAUUGAUAAUGAAGAAGAAGAAGAAGAACUUAAAAGGCGAAAGGCUCGUGAAGAAGAGAUGGAUAGACAUCAGAGAAUCAUACGAGAAGCUGAAGCGAAGGAGAAGGCAGAAAAAGAAGCUCAACUUACACUUGAAAGAAGAAAACUUUUGUUUCCAAAGUGGACUUUGAAGCAUCUUUAA
This is a messenger RNA of Lactuca saligna, 471 nucleotides long. The record is from the annotation of a GenBank genome assembly. Lineage: Eukaryota; Viridiplantae; Streptophyta; Magnoliopsida; Asterales; Asteraceae.